GAAGAUAAUAUCCAACUUUGUUGUAACAUGUGUUUUGCUUCUCAAUGUUUACAUGAUUUCUAUUUACUCUUUAGUUUGAAAUUUUUGUUGAACCUUUAACUAUUGAAGGUAUGGAAAAAGCUAUUAAAUUUGCCAAAUCAGUUUUUCAUACAAUAAUUAGAAGACCGAUUCAAAAUUAUAAUGUUGAAGAAAGAGCUUUCAAAGCAAUAUCCGUGACUAAGAAGAAUCCUGCUCCAAAACAUCUAACGACGCAACAAAAAAUUUUAAAAUAUAUUGAAGAGCAUCCAGAAUUGAAGGAAAUUGUCGUCGAAAAACCCAAAACAUUACUAGAAUGGUUAAAGAAGAUUCGUGUUGUAUCUCAUGGUGUGCCUGAUACUGAGUUAUUCAAAACUGAUAAGAGAAAGUUACCUGUUAAAAGAGAAACUUAUGAAUUACCAAGAAUGUUUGGCGAGAUAGAACCUAAAGUUAUACCCGAAGGAAAGAUAUCUUUACAACGUACAACUAAUUUAGUCAUGGAAUAUGCUUCGAUGAAGAUUAAACCAAGUUCAAAGGAGAUAGCUGAGAAAUACAAUUUAGAAGAACAAGAUGCCGCCAAUUUAGUUCGACAUUUUAAAGCAUUUGAACUUUAUAAACCCGCUAAAGAGACUGGCGAUUAUGAAGGUUUACCUCCUUGGAGCAAGACAGUCAAAAAUGAUACUUUUCUUGGAAUGCUUUUUUCUAAACAAGAUAGCAUAGAAGAACCGAAAAAACUUAUCGAUGAUAAAUCUGAUAAAGAAACCGAUAGGAAACAGAUUAAAGCUGAAUAGCUCUAAUAGUCUAGGUAAUAUCUUCAAAAUUGUAUUUCAAAAGGAUUUCAAUCUUAUUUAAAUAUAAAUACAUUAUUGUAAGUGUGUACAGUAUAGUAAAGUAUAGUAGCCAUUGAAUAAAAUUACCACAUAAACGAAUUUUUUAUA
This is a messenger RNA of Tetranychus urticae (two-spotted spider mite), 953 nucleotides long. Its product is annotated as NADH dehydrogenase [ubiquinone] 1 alpha subcomplex assembly factor 4. The record is from RefSeq and is a predicted model, not a curated record. NCBI's taxonomy places the organism in Eukaryota, Metazoa, Arthropoda, Arachnida, Trombidiformes, Tetranychidae. Gene Ontology annotation, cellular component: mitochondrion. Gene Ontology annotation, biological process: mitochondrial respiratory chain complex I assembly.